AUGGGCCUAUUCAAGCGUAAGGACUCGAGAAAUUCGGUUCAAAGUGAUCGAGAUGAGGAUUCCUUCGUCACCGUCAAUAGUGCUCGCACCUCCAAUACAUCCCUCAGAUCACCGGGUUACAAGGGUAGCGGCCUCCCGGCUUCUAUCCCCGAGAUGCCAAUUGCGAGUCCCCCAGAUCCAGCUUUGGACCCUGCGGCCUAUCUUCGGAGUAUUCAUGCAGUUCGUGAACGCGCCAACAUUGUUUUGAAUCGGGCAAAGCGAAAUCAACUCAAUCAUUUCGAUGUCGACAUGACCAAAUUUCAAGCUACUGCUUCUUAUAUCGUAUCCAUAAUCAAGAGAGACUAUGCGCCAGACUAUGAAACUAUCCCGCCGCAUGGUCGUUGGCAACAUUUCGAUGUGGGCGGUCGUCCUCGGAUCAACCAGCUCUUACAAUCGUGGCCCAGUCGCAUCGAUGCGCAAGAGCGCACACGUCGUUUAAUUGACUUAUUCGUCGUUUCAGUCCUUCUAGAUGCAGGCGCGGGCACCAAAUGGUCCUACCGCUCAAAAGAAUCCGGCAAGGUCUACUCGCGCAGUGAGGGUCUUGCCGUCGCCAGUUUGGAGAUGUUCAAGUCCGGUUUAUUCAGCAGUGAUCCCACAGAGCCGUGUCAGGUGGAUGGUGCUGGAUUGAAGAAUGUUACUGUUGAGAAGUUGGCGAAGGGCAUGCAACAUUCCGAACAGAACCCUCUUGCUGGUGUUGAAGGACGUGCGGGUUUACUGGUACGGCUUUCGGAGGCUUUGAAUAACCAGGACUUCUUUGGUGUGGAUGCUCGCCCUGGUAACAUGCUCGACUUCCUUUUGGGUCAUCCCUCUACUCUCGCUUCUUCUGUACCUAUAGUUCCCAUCACUACGCUUUGGUCAGUUCUGAUGGACGGAUUCUCCUCUAUUUGGCCACCAUCGCGAACACAGAUUGAUGGUGUCUCUAUUGGAGAUGCCUGGGAGUGUUCUGAUCUGCCAAAUUCACCACCCGCACAACAAUGGGAGAGCAUCAUUCCAUUCCACAAAUUGACCCAGUGGCUCUGCUACUCAAUUAUGGUCCCCAUGUCCAAACUGAUGCAUAUUCACUUUGCCGGCAGUGAUCUUUUGACAGGACUACCAGAGUAUCGGAACGGUGGUCUUCUGAUUGACAUGGGACUCCUCAUACUGAAGGGCCCCGAUAUGGAGCGCGGCAUCCGGGCAUUCAAGGAGAACGGCCAGAUCAAGGGACAACCGAAUAUGGAGGUUGUACCACUUUUCUCUACAGACGACGACGUUAUUGUGGAGUGGCGAGCAGCCACAGUGGGAUUUUUGGAUGAGCUGUUAGACGAGGUCAAUACGCAACUGGGACUUAGUGGUUCAGAAGACCAAUUAUCACUAGCCCAGAUGCUGGAGGCUGGUUCUUGGAAGGGUGGCCGUGAAAUCGCCGAAGUCUCUAGGCCCAACACCAAAGAGCCUCCUAUCAUGAUCCGUUCCGAUGGCACGGUCUUCUAA
Penicillium malachiteum is the source of this 1506-nucleotide messenger RNA. RefSeq names its product URC4/urg3 family protein. Bases 1 to 1506 code for a protein of 501 amino acids. NCBI's taxonomy places the organism in Eukaryota, Fungi, Ascomycota, Eurotiomycetes, Eurotiales, Aspergillaceae. The record is from RefSeq and is a predicted model, not a curated record. The transcript has 4 exons.